GGGAGGGCUGUGUUUUUAUUUUUUAAACUGGUCUUGCACCCAAAUACCACCAGCGGCGCUGCCAUCCCCUCUCCCUGUUAGGCUGAGGUUGAGGGGAUGGAUGCGAAGCAGAAGUUAAAAAUAAAUAAACGCGUCUGGAAAACAAUGGUGCACGUGGACAUCUUCCCACCCAGCUGCUUCGACCAGGACCCAUCAGUUACACAGGUGACAAGAAAUGUUCCACCAGGACUUGAUGAAUAUAAUCCAUUCUCGGAUUCUAGAACACCUCCACCAGGUAGUGUGAAGAUGCCUAAUGUACCUAAUACACAGCCAGCAAUAAUGAAACCAACAGAGGAACAUCCAGCUUAUACACAGAUUGCAAAGGAACAUGCACUGGCCCAAGCUGAACUUCUUAAGCGCCAGGAAGAACUAGAAAGAAAAGCUGCAGAAUUAGAUCGUCGAGAACGAGAAAUGCAAAACCUCAGUCAACACGGCAGAAAAAAUAAUUGGCCACCUCUUCCUAGCAAUUUUCCUGUGGGACCUUGUUUCUAUCAGGAUUUUUCUGUAGACAUUCCUGUAGAAUUCCAAAAGACAGUAAAGCUUAUGUACUACUUGUGGAUGUUCCAUGCUGUAACACUGUUUCUAAAUAUCUUCGGAUGCUUGGCUUGGUUUUGUGUUGAUUCUGCAAGAGCGGUUGAUUUUGGCUUGAGUAUCCUGUGGUUCUUGCUUUUUACUCCUUGUUCAUUUGUCUGUUGGUACAGACCACUUUACGGAGCUUUCAGGAGUGACAGUUCAUUCAGAUUCUUUGUAUUCUUCUUCGUCUAUAUUUGUCAGUUUGCUGUACAUGUUCUUCAGGCUGCAGGAUUUCAUAAUUGGGGCAAUUGUGGUUGGAUUUCAUCCCUUACUGGUCUCAACAAAAAUAUUCCUGUUGGAAUCAUGAUGAUUAUCAUAGCAGCACUUUUCACAGCAUCGGCUGUUAUCUCACUAGUUAUGUUUAAAAAAGUACAUGGACUAUAUCGCACAACAGGUGCUAGUUUUGAAAAGGCCCAACAAGAAUUUGCAACAGGUGUGAUGUCCAACAAAACUGUCCAGACCGCAGCUGCAAACGCAGCUUCGACUGCAGCAACUAGUGCAGCUCAGAAUGCUUUCAAGGGUAAUCAAAUUUAGAGAAUCUUCAAACAAUACCUGUUACCUUUUGACUGUACUUUUUUCUCCAGUUACUGUAUUCUACAAAUAUUUUUAUGUUCAAAAUACACAGUACACACAGCAUGGAUAUUUCCUGUUCACUUGUGCAUGAGCUAAAACCAGAAAAACUUCCUUGUCUUAUUUACUUUACCUAAUUGUUUCUUAAUAUUUCAGUGCCCCUAGCAGAAAAAAUAUUACAUGCUAAUUAAAUACUCUCCAUAUUUUUUGGGGGAUGAUGUUCAGCAACUUAUUUCAGUGGUGACACACUGAAAUUAAUAUGGUACUUAUGAUUAAUAAUGCAUUUAAUACUAACUGCAGUAGUUCUUUCAAGAAUCUUUAGAAAUAAGAAUUGCACAUUGAAACAGUACAGCUAUGUUUCAUUCCUUUCCCCUAUUUAUAUUGAAAGAAAUAGGCCAGCAGAGACUUAAGGAUUUUUAAAUUGGCUUGCUUUUUAGCAGUUUCAGUCACCAGUGAAAAGCCUGUGUGCAUUUUGUAGUAGAUAAUGUAAAUUUUAUCUUAUUUUCUUUUUUUAGAGUAGUUGAUAAUUUGAUAACAAUCUCUGAUUUUGCAUGGGUACCACCUUUCUUAAAUUAAAAUAAUUCGUAUUUUGGGUUCUGUACUGCAUAUGUUUGUAGGAUACAGGGGUUAAUGGAAUCAUAAAAGUGAUUUUCUGUAAUAGUUUCUUUUAAAUAAACAUUUUUUGAGUUACAAUACGAUAAUUUAAUAUAAUAUGCAGUACAUUAUCCAAAAGAGGAGGUAAUUAAUCAAUGCAAUAGAAUGUAGUGGUAAUAAUUCCUUUUAUUUAUUUUUUUAUUUUCAGUAUUCAUAUAGUAAAAUUUUACUGUAUGGAAAUUUUGGUAUAUUCUUAUGGUUACUCUUUUUAAUUGAACUGAGAUUGUGUUUGGCAGCUCUUUUUGGGAAUAUGUGUGUGUAAUUUUUAACAGGUAUUAAAGUCUAGCCUAACUCUUGUCUAAAAAGAAAGUACAGUAUUUAAGGGAUUUUUCUUUUAGCUCUCAUCUGUAGUGGCAUUAAAAAUAAAAAGAUCUUGGCACUUUUCAUAUACUUGAACCUCUAAUGCACCUGUCUUUCACUUUUUGAGACAGACUGAAUACAUCUAAGAUUUUUAGCAGUAGAAAAACUAAAACCUUUAAUUUGCACCAAGAGAGAAAAUACAAAUACAAACACAUUAAUUAUGAAGAUAAUAGCAUUAAAAUAGUUACUGUGCAGCACAGAACUUCAUUCAUAUAGUCUACUUGGGUUCAAACUUUGAAUCAAUUUUAGUGCUGAUUAAAUGACAUUUGUAAUUCAUGCUACUGUGUUUUGAAAGUCUUUAGCUAAUUUAAGAUUGUAGAAUGAUAGGUAUGAUCAUUCAACUUGAUUUUAAGAAAGGAUUAUAUUAUUUGAGAUUUUGAGUCUUUCAUUUCUUUUAAAAAAAAAAAUCGUUGGGCAGAAAUGGUUAAAUCACUUUCAUUCUCCCCAAAUCUGGAGUUAAGAAGUUUCAUACUGAGGGUGGGUGCCAAUUUCUCACUAUUUAUGAAGAGGCUUUGCCACGGAUCCAUCCAGAUGGUGUUUAUUUACAUUUAAUUUAUUUGGGACUUUAUUGAAGUUAAAUAUACUUGGAAGUAUUUCUUUUGUUCUUCAAAGUUUGCAUUUAAUGCUGUUUUCGUCAAUACUUCUGAUCAGUGAUAAACUCUACCUGUAUUCUCAACCAAGCCAGCUGAAGUUUUUCAGGACCUGGAGUCUCACUGAGCAUCUUUUUAGUCAGUGUGGUUUAUUGAGUGUGAGUUUUACACACAUUCAAAACAUUAACCACAAAAUAUAAGAGCACUUAUAGUCACCAUUAACUUUUAUCCCAAGUCCGUUUUUGUUUUUCUUUAAACUCCAAACAAAAGCUAUAUUAGAGACUUAAAAAAUACUGAAAUACUUUUUGAGAGAAGAAGAAAGAAUUUGAUAGAACAAGUACAACCCACAGUAUCUUUUUUGUGUGAAUGGGAAAUAUUUUAAAAUUCAUUUAUUUAGGUUAAUACAAGUUUGAGAAAAUUAUGUUUUCUAAAAACAUAAAUGUACAUGAAAAUGGAAAUGCUUACAGUUUGAUCAGGUAUGAAGGGAGCUUUAAAUUCUUAUAGUCACUAUUCUUUUAACAAUAAUCAGUAAAUAGUUACAUUUUCACUCAGCAAAAGAUUGGCAUUUGUUAGUCUUUUAUAUUUAAUACUAAAAUCACAAUCAUGAAAUCACAGCCAUGAAAUGGUCCUCACAUAGUUGUCAUCUGUGUCACUUUUCAGUUUGCAAUGUUAAAUUGUAGCUAUUUCAUUUCAAACUAAAGUUUGGACACUGGAAAAUCAUUGCUCAGUGAUUUGUAAUUUGGUAGGUGGAUUAUUUAUCUAGGGAUGUUUGUAUAUUUUGUCAGUAAUAUUGCGCUGCCAUCAUGGUGACUGUCAUGGUUCUAUAUAAAUGCCCUCCAUCUGCCCCCUAAUGUUGCAUGUUUUCAGUGGGCUGGAAGUUUUGUAUAUUUAUUGUAUUAACACAGAGUGUCAUAAAAUAAAAUGCUGUUUACUGGA
Messenger RNA from Carlito syrichta (Philippine tarsier), 3722 nucleotides. It is a transcript of the gene SCAMP1, whose product is annotated as secretory carrier membrane protein 1. The record is from RefSeq and is a predicted model, not a curated record. Gene Ontology annotation, cellular component: recycling endosome membrane; trans-Golgi network membrane. Bases 97 to 1146 code for a protein of 349 amino acids. Gene Ontology annotation, biological process: protein transport. The transcript has 9 exons. NCBI's taxonomy places the organism in Eukaryota, Metazoa, Chordata, Mammalia, Primates, Tarsiidae.